GGAGCUUUCUGCCCGUGUUAUGGCGGCUGUAGCAGCACCCUUUUGAAUCAUUGCGGCCUUGCACCUGAAGACCCAAACACACGUGCAUUUCCCCCCCUUUCUCCUCUAACCCGGCUCCCUCUUAAAAUCUCCAAACAUGCCGACCAAAAAACGCUCCCGCGGGCCAGUAUCGAAGAUCUCCGCGGCCGCGGCAGCAUCUUCGGGGACCCAGAUCACUGUGAACAAAUCAUCUGUUAUUCGCUCCUCGUUUUCUCCCUCAGAGUACCAAUUGGCCCUUUUCGCCUCUGUCAUCCAGGGUUUGGACGCUCAGCAUCUGCGGGUUCACGACGUUAAUUCCGGCCGGUUACGCUGUGAACAUGCUGUGAAUCCGAAGGAGGUUAUCACCUCUUUGGACUGGGGCUACCAUGGCGAUGCGGACAGAGAUCAGCAUCUGAAGAAGAAGCGCAAACGGAGCUCGGGGGUCAAUGCUGUCAUCGAUGCCUCUGAGCCCGGCGAUGCCGUCGUCGCAUUUGGCACGAAUACGUCCGAGAUUCGAAUGUAUUCUCCUGCAGAGGGUAAAAUCGUGGCUACGCUUACCGGUGGACAUGAAAGGGGAAUCCGAGACUUCCGGUUCACCGUCCAGAAGCCUGGUCUGGAAGGUUGGAGCAUCGGAGGCGAUGCGAAGCUUGUACAGUGGAAUCUACAGACUGGAAAUGCUAUAAGAGUGAUUUCCUUACCUUCGUCGUCCGUCGGAACUUUGGCACCACCGGUUCCUACCAAUCCUCCCGUCCUCUGUGCUUCACAAACACCAUACCUAAUAGAUCUCGAGAAGGAGGGCCAAGAUUCUGGACCAUCAUUUAGCGCUAUGCGAAAUACCGUGCACACACUAAUAUCAUCAUCGACUAAUUUGGAGUCCCUAUCCGAACAAUUCCUCGCUAUCGACUCUGACCGCUACAUGAACCUAUUCGACAUUCAAAAGAGAAAGUUGCUCGGCUCUCUGGUGACCAAGAAGGAGGUUGAAUCCGUAGCAUUUUAUCCGGCAAGCUCAGAUUCCCGAAGCAAGAAACAUGAUGAGGGUUCACGAUCCGCCAUUUUUCAGAGGCAGUUGCUUGCGGCCGUGACCCGGGAUGGGGCGAUUGAAUUGUUUUCAAACCCCUUCCAUCAAGAGGACGCACAAUCCGUCAACGCAACCGCCAGUCUGAAGUCUCGUUUAAAGGCUAUGACACGGCGAUCAGAUGCUACCGUCAAGAUCGUUAGACCGGACGCUUCGAAAACGGUUGUUCCCGUCGUCGCUGUUUCCUUCGACGGAUCUGACCUUGUUGUCGCAUGGGCCGAAGCAGGUGCAAAUGUUGUAUUUGAUAGGAUACGUUGGCGGGACGAGGAGACGAAAGAGUUGAUACUCCAGGGUGAAAGUGAAAUCGCGCGUGGCAAGUCCGCGUCGAUGGUUGGCUCAGCUAUGAUGAAUGGCGUGAAGAACAUGGGUAAAAGCCAUGUAGAUGAAUCACAUACUGUCGUCGAACAAGGUGGCGUCGCAGAGGGUAUUAUGCGGGAUGGUGUGGAAGAAGAUGCUUCAGGAUUAAGCAAUGACGAAGAAGAAGCUUCAGACGUAGAGCAAGAAAAGGCAAACGAGAUCCCAUCUUCGCAUAGCCUAGCAAAAGCAGAGGACAAUGACGUUGAUAUGGCUGACGUUGACGCUGAAGAAGAGGAAGAGGAAGAGGAAGAGGAAGAGGAAGAGGGAGGACCAUCGUUUGGCGAGCUCCUACGCGCCAAUUCCGCCAAACAUAUCGACGUGGCCGCAGAACUCGACGAGGCCGAAGUAGGAGCGCUAGUCAGUACCAGACAACCCAAGUCUCUCCAACAAUUGCCCUCAGGCCUCUCCGUCGCUACUGUUCUCUCUCAAUCUCUUAAAACAAACGAUCACAACCUCCUCGAAUCCUGCUUUCACACGACAGAUGUGAACAUCGUCCGCGCCACCAUCCAACGCCUCGAUUCCUCCCUCGCCGCAACGCUCCUCCAGAAACUUGCUGAACGUCUUGCUUCGAGGCCGGGACGCUAUGGACACCUACUUGUCUGGGUACAAUGGACAUGCGUCGCACAUGGUGGUUCGAUAGCAGGAAAGCCAGAGAUCCUCAAACAAAUGACCUCUCUGUUCAAAGUCAUGGACCAGCGAUCGUCGAGCCUUUCGUCCUUGCUUCUUCUCAAGGGGAAACUAGACAUGCUUGACGCCCAGUUAGGAUUGAGACGCAGUCUGAACCAGAAUCGGGAGGGACGCUUUGAGAGUGAUGAGGACGACGUGAUUUACGUUGAAGGACAGGAGGAUGAGGUGGAGACUGAAGAUGAUGAACGUCUUGCCAUCGAGGAUGCGGGUGCGCGACAAACCUGCGAUGUUGAUAUGAGGGAUAUUACCGGCGAUGAGGAAGAUGGCGAAGAUAUGCCCAUGGUGGUUAAUGGUGCGGUAUCGGAAUCCGGGGAGGAUGAAGGAGACGAGGAGGACGAUGAGCUCUUUGACGAUGAGGCUGUGGAGUCUGAGGAUGGAGAAGGCGCCAGCGAAGAGGAAGAUGAUGAAGACGAGGAUGAGGAGGAGGACGAAGAUCUGGGUAGCAUGGCUGAUUUCAUUGCCGAUUCUGAUGAGGAGUCAGAGAUAUUGGUCGACCCCCCGGCUUCUACAAAAAAAUCUAAAAUAAAAAAAGGGUAAAACCAGAGGAUAAAGAGGAAAGAUGAUAGACAGAUUGUUGAUUGGUUUCUGUAUUCUUUUUUUUCCCCCUAUGCCGAACUGUCCCCUUUCCACCUCUGGGAAGUUAUUCCAAUUUUGUCUGUGUUUCAGUACGCAAUUUUCCUUUUUCAAUUGGGCAAAAAAUAACAUCUUUGGCAUUCAGCAUCUUUUAUUGACUAUCAACUCUCUAGUCGUGAGUGAAGUCUCAAAGAGUUAAAUAGCAUCUUGUGUUUUGAAUACUUGGAUGUACUCUACUGUAUCUACCAACUUCUCUAUGGCUUUUGCAAUAUACACAUGGCGGAGAUACACCGGAUGAAUUUACACUUCAACUUCCAAAUCUCUGGGCGGUUAAUAGCAGGGCACUCUAUAAGGCAUUAUGGGUUGAAGUGGUGUUGUUCGAGUGUCCAUUACUGCACAAGUUACAGCAAGCCGACCGGGUAACCGGCUAACUAAAAUAGAUUGUAUAGAA
Coccidioides posadasii C735 delta SOWgp is the source of this 3161-nucleotide messenger RNA. It is a transcript of the gene UTP5, whose product is annotated as Small subunit (SSU) processome component. Gene Ontology annotation, molecular function: protein binding. Gene Ontology annotation, cellular component: nucleolus. NCBI's taxonomy places the organism in Eukaryota, Fungi, Ascomycota, Eurotiomycetes, Onygenales, Onygenaceae. Gene Ontology annotation, biological process: maturation of SSU-rRNA from tricistronic rRNA transcript (SSU-rRNA, 5.8S rRNA, LSU-rRNA). The record is from RefSeq and is a predicted model, not a curated record.